Messenger RNA from Truncatella angustata, 1642 nucleotides. RefSeq lists its product as uncharacterized. Bases 94 to 1206 code for a protein of 370 amino acids. The record is from RefSeq and is a predicted model, not a curated record. Lineage: Eukaryota; Fungi; Ascomycota; Sordariomycetes; Amphisphaeriales; Sporocadaceae. The transcript has a single exon.
GAUCCCAUGGCCGAGCUUAAUGCGUAUGUAUCUCAAUUCCCUCGAAGUUGAUUCUUGCCGCUAACCUUCAGAAGUCCCACAGGACCCAGGUCCAUGAGAAAUGGUGACGCUCGAGGAGGACGGGGAAAGCGCAACAUUCUAGGCCAGGUGAACCGUGCUAUGGAUCGAUCCCAUGACUCUGUCCUUCACCGCGUGAGAGGUGGCGGCAACGAAAGGAUCAACGCGCAUAACAGACAGCCACCGACCGGCCCGCGCGGCGCUGGUCGCAUGGGAAACAACCGUGCCAUGAACAACAGGGCGAACAACAUUGCACACGGCAUGGCUGCGCAAAUGCAAGGCAUGCCCGGCAUGCCCGGCAUGAACAUGAACGAUCCCAAUUUCAUGAUGGCGGCCAACCCGAACCCCAACCCGAACGGACAGGGCGAUAUCUUCUCUCUUCUGCAACAACAAAAUCAGAUGAUGGCAGCCCUAUCACAACAACUGGCUGAGUCGCAGAGGCAAAACCAGCAGGGAGGUCGCGGUCGCGGUGGGAGGUCGUUGUUCGAUCGCACAGAGCGUGGCCGAGGUAACCGCAGGGGCGGCCAUCAAGGCAACGGACACCACGCACGCCAAGACGAGGCAGCUAAUGGAGGGGCCGAAGGUGACGACGUCGAAAUGGGUGGUGAGCGUCAACCACCAAACCCAGAGACUACCAUCUGCAAGUACAACUUGGCUUGCACCAACAAGGACUGCAAGUUUGCCCACCAGUCGCCGGCCGCACCCCCCGGCAUCACAGUCGAUGUCAACGACGUGUGCACUUACGGCGUAGCUUGCAAGAACUUCAAGUGUGUCGCCAGACAUCCUUCGCCAGCUACCAAGCGCGCGCAUCAAAGUGAACAGGAAUGCAAGUUCUACCCAAACUGCACCAACCCAAGGUGUCCCUUCAGGCAUCCGGAAAUGCCUGUGUGCCGAAAUGGAGGCGACUGCAAGACCGAGGGCUGCAAGUUUACUCAUCUUCAGACUCAAUGCAAGUUCAACCCCUGCACCAACCGAUUCUGUCCAUACAAGCACGAGGAAGGCCAGCGCGGUACUUUCGAGGACAAGGUGUGGACAGCCAAUGGUGGCAGUAACGGCCACGUCAGCGACAGGCAGUUCACAAGCAACGAAGCCGAGGAGAAGCUUAUCCCGGGGGCAGAGAACGCUGCUAUGGAUGCGGAGGUUGCAUAGAUUGAUGGACGUCUCCUCCCAGCAUUCUGGGCCCCGCAAUGCUACGGCUUCCACGUACCGUGUCAGCACUGGAAGAUAUUCCCUGUGGUUUUGAGGAAAGCAAUUCGACAAACUAUGAAGCGUUGGUUUUUGAGGAUCAAAGGAUCAUUAAUGGAGAAGCAAACAGAAUGAUGACAGUCUACGAUGAAUGGACCAGGCCUGGCUGAGGAGGGAAAGUCAGAAAGCAGAAAGCCCAAAAGCAGGACGUGAGCUUUGUAUUAUAGGUCAGAGAAGCCGAGGGUGGCAUGCAUGGCUGCGCGCUCACAGCAGGCAGCGGGCGUCGAGGCAUUGGGAAAUGCAAUAGAUCAUACAGGCGUUUAUAUGGCUACAGGAAAAGUCGGGAACAGUUGAUUUCAUCGUGAUACCAAAAUAUACCCAAUGUGCAUUCUUUCUGUGA